AUGAUCAUGCAUCAUGCUUUAACUGUAGCAAGUGAUCAACCGAAACUUAUGAAAGUUAUUGCAAGGUGUAGCCUUUUAUCAAGUCUUUGGCAAAUAUUUAUACACUGUUAUAUACGUAGUCUGCGGAUAGUAGCACCUGUGGACUGUGCAGCGAUUACAGCUGUACUACCUUGUUUUAUUUACUUAUUAUCAUGGAUUAUUGUACAUAGACGAUUUUGUGCUUUACGAGUGAUUGCAUUUAUCAUGGCUUCCAGUGGUGUAAUCCUCAAUAUAUACAGUGAUCAAAUAGUUAUGUGGUACAAGUGUCUAACAAGUCUGGCUAUAAUCACCUUUUCACUAUUUACAGUAAUUCUGAAACGGAUCAGUAAUAAACCGUCUUUUGGACAAAUGGCUUGUUUCUACUUUGCUUUGGGUUUAUUCAAUAUUUUGGUUACUUGGCCAAUUUUUGUAUUCACUUCAAUCUUGACUUCAACAGAAAUCAUCACCUGGAAGUAUUUACCAUGGGAGUAUUUCAUUGGUAUUGGAGUUUCAUAUUUAAGUAUUACAAUUUCUAUAGAUCUAAGUAGCCGUAAAUCAAAGCGAGUGAUACGAGCUUUUCAACCGCUUUGUGCAUUAUCAAUUUGUAUUGCUUAUGAAUUAUUUUGGACAAAACAAAAGUUUAUUAUGUCCUCUGUGCAAAUUUCAAGUUUAGUACUCAUUACUAUUGCUUGCCUGUUGAAUGCUUUUCCAACGAGUUGGCAAAAGCAUAUUGCAAAACUUCUUAGAAAGAAUCGUUCACCAAAAUCUCAACCAACCACCAGUAAACGUUCAAUUACUUUAGCUCAGAGGAGUAAAACCUCUGUGGUUAUGCAAUCCACUGGAAGUACACCAGUAUCUAGUAUACAACGAACAUCUUUAGUUCCAGCAGGUUCUACAACAAUGCAAACUGGUGUUCAUAACACUGCCGUAUCGACUACAAGUAUGCGACCGUUAAGUGCUGAGUCAAUCCAACGUGGAAGUAUUAUUCAUCUCAUAAAAGGGAAAAGUUGA
Molecule: messenger RNA, 1029 nt
Organism: Trichobilharzia regenti
Lineage: Eukaryota; Metazoa; Platyhelminthes; Trematoda; Strigeidida; Schistosomatidae
Source: the annotation of a GenBank genome assembly